UGGCGCUUUUUGUCUGUCCGCCACCGUGUUGCGUUCCUUGCCGAUGGAGGAAACCCUAGCCGCCGAAUCCGCCGCCGGCGAGACGCACGCCGCGGUGGAGACGGAGCGGAAGGAAGAGACGCUCGAGGAGGUGCUCGCCAGACACAGGAAAGAGAAAUCCAAACUCCAGGAUAAGGAAACAAGCCUGAAGAAAGCUGCUGCCAAAGGAAGCAAAGCUGAGCAGAAGGCAAGGAAAAAGCAGGUAGAAGAAGAGAUUACACGCCUGUCAGCUGAGUUAGAGGCGAAACAUGCUGCGGAGCUUGCCUCUUUUGGGUACAAACCCUCAGGCAGCUCAGAAAAGGGUAACCUUGACAACUUAGUGAAGGCCAUAGCUGGUGUUACCAUGUCCAGCAAUUCAGAGUCUGCAAAGCCCAGCAAGGUUGCAAAGCGGCGACAGAAGAAGGCAAAGGAGGAAGCUGCUCGAGAGCAACGGAUCCAAGAAGAACAAAGUAAUCUCGUCAGCGACCGCAUGCUGGAAAACGAUAAGCUCGAAAGUAAGCUUGAGCCCUUGGGGCUGACCGUCCAAGAAAUAAAGCCAGAUGGCCACUGCCUGUACCGUGCUGUAGAAAACCAGCUUUCGCUCCAUUCCAAUGGCACUGCACGGUACAGCUACCAGGACCUACGGCAAAUGACAGCCAAGUACAUGAGGGAACACGCAGCCGAUUUCCUCCCCUUCUUCUUAGCAGAAGGGAAGGCAGAGACUGGGUCGGAUCCCUCUGAGAGCUUCGAGAAGUACUGCCAGGAGAUCGAGUCCACUGCAGCGUGGGGUGGACAUCUCGAGCUUGGCGCGCUGACCCACUGCCUCAAGAAGCACAUCGUGGUCUACUCGGGCUCCUUCCCAGACGUGGAAAUGGGCCAAGAAUACAAAUCUGGAGGUAGUAGUGCUGGCGAUGCUAGCAUCAGGCUGUCCUUUCAUAGACAUGCCUACGGUCUCGGUGAGCACUACAAUUCGGUGAUUCCGACCGAGUCAUCAUAACAAAAGGAAUUCAAUAGUCUCUAAUAUGUUUGACUGUUUACUGGCGCUGCCCGUUGGAGUUCAAACACAGUAGAUGACUUGUUUUCGGCCCCUCUUAACGUUUUUCCAUCUUCUCAUCGGUCGAUGAUGGUUGAGUGUGUACCAAUCCAAUCAAAGCUGUAUUCGGGAGGUUGCUUCCCAAACAAUUUUGCUCUCACCAGUAAUAUGUUUCAUCAGUGAUUUUUUUUUUC
Setaria italica (foxtail millet) is the source of this 1245-nucleotide messenger RNA. Its product is annotated as OTU domain-containing protein 6B. Bases 44 to 1015 code for a protein of 323 amino acids. Gene Ontology annotation, molecular function: cysteine-type deubiquitinase activity. NCBI's taxonomy places the organism in Eukaryota, Viridiplantae, Streptophyta, Magnoliopsida, Poales, Poaceae. Gene Ontology annotation, biological process: protein deubiquitination. The record is from RefSeq and is a predicted model, not a curated record. The transcript has 2 exons.